Antechinus flavipes (yellow-footed antechinus) is the source of this 500-nucleotide messenger RNA. Its product is annotated as keratin-associated protein 5-5-like. Bases 1 to 471 code for a protein of 156 amino acids. Lineage: Eukaryota; Metazoa; Chordata; Mammalia; Dasyuromorphia; Dasyuridae. The transcript has a single exon. The record is from RefSeq and is a predicted model, not a curated record. Gene Ontology annotation, cellular component: keratin filament.
AUGGUCAGUUCCUGUUGUGGCUCCACCUGUGGUAGCCAAGGCUGUGGCUCUAGCUGUUGUGGCUCCCGCUGCUGCUGCCAGCCUUGCUGCCGCCCCUGCUGCUGCAUUUCUAGCUGCUGUCAGCCAUGCCGCUGUCGCCCCAGCUGUUGUACUUCUAGCUGCUGCCAGCCCUGCUGCUGCCGCCCCAGCUGCUGUAUUUCCAGCUGCUGCCAGCCCUGCUGCUGCCGCCCCAGCUGCUGUACUUCUAGCUGCUGCCAGCCCUGCUGCUGCCGCCCCACCUGCUGUAUUUCCAGUUGCUGCCAGCCUUGCUGCUGCCGCCCCAGCUGCUGUACUUCUAGCUGCUGCCAACCCUGCUGCCGCCCCUGCUGCUGCCAGCCAUGUUGCCGUCCCUGCUGCUGUCGUCCCUGCUGCUACACAACUUGCUGUAGAACCAACUGUUGCCGCCCAGCCUGCUGUGGCUCUUGCUGCUGAGCUCUACUGAACUCUCAUAGCUGUCUGCA